AUGUGGGACUCCCGCGGGGUCAGAUGGCCGCCGCCUCGUCCAAAUGCGCGACAGCCCACAGGCCGACUCGACCGCCAUUUUCCCUUCUUGCCUCUGCUCACUUACAGCUUUGACAGCUUUGACAGCUUUGACAGCUUUGACAGCAACGGCAGCAGAAACACACUGACUGUCACUGGACAGAGUCGACAACCGUCACAGGGGACCGGAGAUUCUCUCGAGAUGACAGCCAUGACCAAGCGCGAUUCGCACGACGACGACAGCGCCCGGGUCAAGCGCGUCAAGACCGAGGGAAAUGGCGAAGAGUCAAAGGCCAACCCAUAUCUGGCGCAUUGGGACAGCGAGCAGGCCGGCAAGAGCGAGAACAGCGAGUACAGCGCGAUAGGCGCAGGUUUGGCCGGCUUCAAGCGCCAUGCCACCACCACCAAGCAGGCCACGGCCGCCGAAGAUGGCCCCGACAAUCCCUUCACUGGACGGCCGCUAUCGAGCAAGUACAUGAGCAUUCUCAAGACACGCCGAGGCUUGCCUGUCCACCAGCAAAGAGAUGAGUUCCUUAAGCUCUACCAGGAAUCGCAAAUCCUCGUCUUCGUCGGCGAGACUGGUUCUGGAAAGACGACACAGAUUCCGCAGUUCGUCCUCUUCGACGAUCUCCCCCAGCAGAGCGCGCAGAUGGUGGCUUGCACCCAGCCUCGUCGAGUCGCCGCCAUGUCCGUCGCACAGCGUGUCGCAGAGGAGAUGGACGUUGAGUUGGGCGAGGAAGUUGGGUACAGCAUCCGUUUCGAAGACAGGACUGGGCCAAACACCAUCCUCAAGUACAUGACGGACGGAAUGUUGCUGCGUGAGGCCAUGCACGACAACAACCUCACCCGCUACAGCACCAUCAUUCUCGAUGAGGCUCACGAGCGUACCCUGGCCACCGAUAUUCUCAUGGGUUUGUUGAAGGAGGUCGUCCUUAGGCGCAAGGACUUGAAGCUCAUCAUCAUGAGCGCCACACUCGACGCCACAAAGUUCCAAAAGUACUUCCACAAUGCACCCCUACUCGCCGUACCGGGUCGAACGCACCCAGUCGAGGUCUUCUACACCCCUGCCCCCGAACGCGAUUACGUCGAGGCUGCCCUGCGAACCGUACUCCAGAUCCACGCCACCGAGCCCGAGGGUGAUAUCCUGUUGUUCCUGACUGGUGAGGAAGAGAUUGAGGAUGCUUGCAGGAAGAUCAACCUGGAAGCGCAGGAUCUGACCCGCGAGGGCGGUGCAGGUCCCCUCGUUGUAUACCCGCUCUAUGGUACUCUGCCACCCGCGCAACAGCAGAAGAUCUUCAGCCCUGCCCCACCUCCAUCCACACCUGGGGGACGACCUGGCCGAAAAGUCAUCGUCUCCACCAACAUCGCCGAAACAUCGCUUACCAUUGACGGUAUCGUGUACGUCGUCGACCCUGGUUUCAGCAAGCAAAAAGUAUACAAUCCCCGCAUCCGUGUCGAGUCACUGCUUGUAUCGCCCAUCUCCAAAGCAUCUGCACAACAGCGAGCUGGUCGUGCCGGUCGUACGCGACCUGGUAAAUGCUUCCGUUUGUACACUGAGCAAGCGUUCAAGAAGGAGCUCAUCGAGCAGACCUACCCCGAGAUUCUCCGUUCCAACUUGGCCAGCACGGUACUCGAGCUGAAGAAGCUGGGUGUCGACGACUUGGUACAUUUCGACUUGAUGGAUCCGCCCGCGCCCGAGACGCUCAUGCGUGCCCUGGAGGAGUUGAACUACCUGGCCUGUCUCGACGACGAAGGCGAAUUGACUCAACUCGGGAGUCUGGCGUCGCAGUUCCCCCUCGAUCCUGCAUUGGCAGUCAUGCUCAUCACAUCACCCGAGUUCUACUGCUCCAAUGAGAUUCUGUCGCUCACCGCACUCCUCUCCGUCCCGCAAAUCUUCGUCCGCCCGGCGAACAACCGCAAGCGCGCUGACGAGAUGAAGCAAUUCUUCGCACACCCUAAGGGAGAUCAUCUGACCAUGCUCAACGUCUAUCACGCAUUCAAGGGUGAGGAGGCCCAGGCGAACCCUAAGCAAUGGUGUCACGAUCACUUCCUAUCCUAUCGUGCGCUGCAACAAGCCGACAACGUCCGCCUGCAACUGAAGCGCAUCAUGGAGCGUGAGGAGCUCGAACUCAUGUCCACUCCCUUUGAGAAUAAGACAUACUACGAGAAUAUUCAGCGUGCCCUUGUAGCAGGCUUCUUCAUGCAGGUAGCCAAGCGUGAUGGCAAUAGCAAGUCGUACAUCACUGUCAAGGAUGAGCAAAAUGUGCUUUUGCAUCCUAGCACAGUACUUGCAGAGGACAGCGAGUGGGUUAUUUACAACGAGUUUGUGCUCACCACGAAGAACUACAUUCGCACGGUGACGAGUGUCAAGCCGGAGUGGUUGCUGGACAUUUCACCAAAUUACUACGACCUGUCGCAAUUCAAGAAGGGCGAGAUCAGGCAGGCACUCCAAGCCGUCGUCACAAAAAUUCAGCGCAAGGAGCUACAGAAGGCUGGCCGGAGAUGA
Molecule: messenger RNA, 2523 nt
Organism: Plenodomus lingam JN3
Lineage: Eukaryota; Fungi; Ascomycota; Dothideomycetes; Pleosporales; Leptosphaeriaceae
Product: DEAH-box ATP-dependent RNA helicase prp43
Cellular component (GO): spliceosomal complex; intracellular anatomical structure
Molecular function (GO): ATP binding; RNA binding; RNA helicase activity
Source: RefSeq, a predicted model, not a curated record